Molecule: messenger RNA, 939 nt
Organism: Ochotona curzoniae (black-lipped pika)
Lineage: Eukaryota; Metazoa; Chordata; Mammalia; Lagomorpha; Ochotonidae
Product: olfactory receptor 2M3-like
Exons: 1
Coding region: 1-939 (312 amino acids)
Biological process (GO): G protein-coupled receptor signaling pathway
Cellular component (GO): membrane
Molecular function (GO): G protein-coupled receptor activity; olfactory receptor activity
Source: RefSeq, a predicted model, not a curated record
AUGGCGACGAGGCUCUGGAACCACACCUCCCUCUCAGACUUCAUCCUCCUGGGCCUGUUCGGCCAUUCCCCUUACGUCUCCUUCCUCUUUUCCCUGGUCUUUCUGGCCUCUGUUGUUGCUCUGGUCAGCAACAUCCUCCUCCUGUUGCUCAUCCAGGCAGAUAGGCACCUGCACACCCCUAUGUACUUUUUCCUGAGCCUGCUCUCCAUCAUGGACCUGACCAUAAUGACCACUGUGGUACCCAAGAUGGUGGCCAACUUCCUCUUGGACUAUCAGCUCAUCUCGAAGGGAGGCUGUGCAGCUCAGGUCUUCCUGGUAGUCAUGGUGGGAGGAGCUGAGUGCUUUCUCUUGGCAGUCAUGGCAUAUGACCGGUUUGUGGCAAUCUGCCACCCUCUGCGAUAUCCUGUGCUCAUGAAGUGGAAGACCUGCUAUCUCCUGGCCUUGGCAUCCUGGAUGGGUGGGAUGGCUGACAGCGUGGUUGAUGUAGCUGUGGUCUUCAGCUUUCCUUACUGUGGAUCUCUGAAGGUGGACCACUUCUUCUGUGAGGUACCCGUCCUGUUGCGUCUUUCUUGUGCUGACACUUCACUUUUCGAGGACCUCAUCUAUGUGUGCUGUGUGGUCAUGCUGCUACUUCCUCUUGGGGUCAUUGUGGCAUCCUAUGCUCGUAUCCUCACAACUGUGAUUAGGAUGCCGUCCACUGAAGGGAAACAGAAGGCUUUGACCACCUGCUCCUCACACCUGGCUGUGGUAGGCCUUUAUUAUGGAGGAGCUAUCUUUAGCUACAUGCAGCGGGCCUCAACUAGAACCCCAGUGAGAGACAGGGCCACCUCCAUCUUCUAUACCAUCCUCACCCCAAUGCUCAAUCCACUUAUUUACAGCCUGAGGAACCGGGAAGUAGCCAAGGCCCUGAAGAAAAUGCUGGGAAGAUGGGGAAUGUAG